Molecule: messenger RNA, 916 nt
Organism: Oncorhynchus masou masou (cherry salmon)
Lineage: Eukaryota; Metazoa; Chordata; Actinopteri; Salmoniformes; Salmonidae
Product: exosome complex component RRP45-like
Exons: 10
Coding region: 101-916 (271 amino acids)
Biological process (GO): nuclear polyadenylation-dependent rRNA catabolic process; U5 snRNA 3'-end processing; exonucleolytic trimming to generate mature 3'-end of 5.8S rRNA from tricistronic rRNA transcript (SSU-rRNA, 5.8S rRNA, LSU-rRNA)
Cellular component (GO): nuclear exosome (RNase complex); cytoplasmic exosome (RNase complex)
Molecular function (GO): mRNA 3'-UTR AU-rich region binding
Source: RefSeq, a predicted model, not a curated record
CCGGAGCAGAGUUCAUGAAUGUUGACGAUUGUUGAAACGUGAACACAUGUUAACAAAAAAACACACCGGCAUAGCAAUAUACAAUUCAUAGACAGCCAACAUGAGAGAUACACCGUUAUCAAACUGCGAGCGGGACUUUAUACUCAAAGCUAUUCAAGAAAAAAAGCGCUUGGAUGGGAGACAGACCUAUGACUACAGGAGCAUCAAGAUCUCGUUCGGGACAGAUUAUGGAUGCUGCUUUGUUGACCUGGGGAAGACGAGGAUCAUGGCCCAGGUGUCCUGUGAGCUCAUUACUCCGUGUGGUGUGGUACAGAUCUAUGUCUAUAUCUACCUGUCUAUUUCUCCAGGUGUGGUACAGAUCUAUGUCUAUAUCUACCUGUCUAUUUCUCCAGGUGUGGUACAGAUCUAUAAUGCCUAUCUACCUGUCUAUUUCUCCAGGUGUGGUGUGGUACAGAUCUAUGUCUAUAUCUACCUGUCUAUCUCUACAGGUGUGGUACAGAUCUAUGUCUAUAUCUACCUGUCUAUCUCUACAGAUCUCCAGGUGUGGCAGAUUAGGGUGGACGUCCACUUGCUGAACCACGAUGGUAACCUAAUGGACGCUGCCAGCAUUGCUGCCAUCGCGGCCCUCUGUCACUUCAGACGGCCCGAUGUGGGCAUCCAGGGAGAGGAAGUCACUGUGUACAGUACAGAGGAGAGAGACCCCAUUCCCCUCAGCAUCUACCACAUGCCCAUCUGUGUCAGUUUCUCCUUCUUCCAACAAGGGACCUACCUGUUGGUUGACCCGUGUGAGCGUGAGGAGCGUGUGAUGGACGGCCUGCUGAUGAUAGCCAUGAACAAACACAGAGAGAUCUGCUCCAUCCAGUCCAGUGGAGGCAUCAUGCUGCUCAAAGACCAGGCGGGUACUGGGGAGCCAUAG